Messenger RNA from Linum tenue, 795 nucleotides. The record is from the annotation of a GenBank genome assembly. Lineage: Eukaryota; Viridiplantae; Streptophyta; Magnoliopsida; Malpighiales; Linaceae.
CAUCCCGAGCCGCCUUCAAGUACAUCUCCGGCUCCUCCGGCGACUCCUUCGCGGUCAAAUCGAUCGACAAGUCCCUCACCGCCGGCGACUCCCUCGACGCCCAGUGCCUCCUCACCGAGCCCAAGGUCCUGGGCCUCGUCUCGCCGCACCCUCACCUCGUCCAGCUCCACGCAACCUACGAGGACGAUUCCCACCUCCAUGGUGAUGGAUCUCUGCCCCAACUCCGACCUCCACGCCCUUAUUCUCGCCAACGGCGGAGUCUUUGCGGAGAAUGAAGCCAGAUCCAUUCUCGCCCAAUUUAUGACGGCCGUCUCCCACUGCCAUAGGAAGGGGGUGAUUCACGGGGACAACAAGCCCGACAACGUGCUGUUCGAUUCGUGGAAUUUGGUGAAAUUGGCGGAUAUCGGGUCGGCGGAGGUGGUGGUCGGGGGCGAGGCGGCGACCGGAAUUGUGGGGACGUCGUACUACGUCGCGCCGGAGGUCUUGUCUGGGUGGGAGUACGGGGAGAAAGUGGAUGUGUGGAGCGCUGGUGUGGUUUUGUACAUAAUGCUCGCCGGGCGCCCGCCGUUUUACGGGGAGAUGGCGGUGGAGAUCUUCGACGCCGUGUUGAGGGCGAAUCACAGCUUCCCGCCGAGGGUUUUCCUGUCGGUUUCGCCUAAGGCUAAGGAUUUGCUGAGGAGGAUGCUGUGUAAGGAUGUCUACAGGAGGUUCUCUGCAGAGCAAGUGCUCCGUAAGUUCUUAAAAAACAGAGACACUUUGUUUUUUGGCUCUGUUUAUCCCAAUUUCUUAUUUUAA